CUGGGCGCCGGCGGGCAGGCACCGGCCUUCCGUUGCCAUGGGCGAGAGGAACGGGCGGCGGGCGGGGUUGGCCGGCGCGGCCAUGGCCCUCACGGGGCAGCACCUCCCGCAGAGAGUGGACCAAGCCUCUGAGUAUGCUGUCUCUGAAGCUUUUUCCCUUCAAAAGUCAAGGUGUCCACAGAGGCCUUGGGGCACUGUGACAAGUCUGGAAACUGUAGAACAGCUGCAAGUUCAUCAUGAGGCCUGUGAGGAAGCCCAGGAGCUGCUCAGUAACUGGAAGUCCCAACUGCAACUGGAGCUGAGCGAUGGAGAAGAGGAAGUUGACUCUGUCCUUCAGAAAGAGCCUUCUGCAGCCCCUUCAAAGUUUGAGCACUUUGAUGACUUGUGCAGCUAUCUGGAAUGUGAAAUGGAAAGCUCCUCUGUCCAGAAAUACCUCCAGCAUCUUUUGCAGAGUGAAGCUGUAAACUGUGGGAUAACGAAACACUUUAGACUUGAAGAGAUCAAGGAAAAAAAAAAAUUUUUAGAUCCACGAAUAAUCAUGGAGCUCAGACACAAGCAGGUGAAAGAAAACCGAAUGAGGCAUCAGAAGGCUUUAGAGCUUCAGAGACAAGAAGAGUCGCUGAAGAAAGCAAUUCUGUCUGAGGCUAGGCUCCAAGCACAGGAGGAGGACAGAAGGAAGGCCCUGCAGGCUAAGAAGGAGGAGGAGGAGAUCCAGAGGGAAAUAGUGAAGCUGCGAAAGGAAAUGGCUGAGAAGAAGCACACCAUGGCAAAAGUUUGGAGAAUGGAGGGGAAGAGACAAGAAAAAACUCAGAAGCCAUCAAUGCAAGAGGUGUCUGCUCUGUCAUCACCCCUGAUCCUGAAGAGAGAAGAGCAAGGAGAAGAGAAACAAAGAAAGACUCAGGAGUUGCUGCGCAGGAUUCACAGCAGUAAGCAGAGAUGCUUGCAACGACAUUUCUCUGCUUGGCUGAAAGUCAUUCUGGAACACAGAAUUAAAAUGGGAAAAGCCAGAGCCCUUGCUGACUGGAGAUGCCAACUGAAGGCCCUGCGAGCUUGGAGAAACUAUACUUGGGCCCAGAAAGUAGAGCAGGAGACACAGCAAUUGGAAGUUCAUCUCCAAGAUCAAAACAGGAAAACCCAACUAGCUGUGGAGCACAACCAGCGACGCCUCUUGCGCUGCUGCUUUCUGGCCUGGCAGCACUGGAGCCGAGCAGAGACAGAAAAGCGAGAGCUGCAGAUAAAGAGGGAGCAGACAAAGAGAAAGAUGGAACAGCUGCUGGAGGCUGUGUCACUGGGGAAGGGUGGGGACAGGCUACUGGAGGUUAACAAGCCUGGGACAGAAGAAGUAAAUCAUCAUCAAGAUUUACAGCAAGACAAGCCAACUGAAACUUGCUUGAUACAGAAAGAGCCUGGUCAGACCAGAGACCAGUCUUGUUGGGAUGUUGUUCACACAUCUCAUUUCUGCAGAAACCCCAAAUUUGCCUGGGAGAUUACCAUUAAACAUGCAGCCCUGAGUGCCCAGGACCAGGCUAUGUACAGGAAUCACAUAGCCACAGUCCUCCAGCAGUUCCAGGGACUCAGUCCAGACAUAUCUCCUGCUUAUGGUAGUCGUUUUGAGCAUCGUCACGCCUUCCAGCAAUGUGUGAUUGAGGAGCAGAGGCAGCAGCUUCAGAAACAGCAAGAGCUGAUCCUUAAGCUGCAAGAAAACCAGAAGAUGAGCAGAGAUAAAGAAGAGGCAGCACAAGCUAUGGCUGUAACCCAGACGUUUAACAACUCUGUUUCUCAAACCAGGGAGGAAAAACAAUCCAGAUGCAAGAAUAUAACCCCUUUGAGCCCACCUGAUUCUCAUGGGCCAGAAAACACGAGGGCAGCAGUGCAAGGCAAGAGGCCCUCCAGGCCGCUGAUCUCACCUCAUCCCAUACUGAAAGGGAUGGAGGAGAGAGCGAUUCAGCGGGCAGAACAGAAGAAGAAAAUAGAAGAAGCCAAACAACAAAAAGCAGAGGAAAAAUUGGCCCAGCUGAAGGCUGAAGAGGAAGCACGACAGAGGAAGGAAGCCGAGGAAAAGGAAGCACAGCGGGAAAAACGCCUGAAGGAGAGAAGGCAGCAGAAGCUGAAAGAACUGGAGAAGAAGAGGAGGUUGGAGAAAGAACAGGAGCUCCAGAAAAAGGCUAGAGAUCACUAUGAGAAGGUCCUUCUCAGAAAGCUGGGAAUAGUGCCAUGGAAAAGGCUGAGGGAGCAAGCUAAGGCAAACCUAGUGGUGGCACAAAGGCACCACAGCUUGGGCCUGCAGAGGAAAUGCCUGAUGACUUGGCUGCAGGACACCCAGCAGAGUCUCAGGGAGAAGAUGUCUUGGGCUGAGGACUUCUAUUCCCAUAUGUUACUGAGAUGGGGCUUCAGGAACUGGCUGAAGGUUGGCCUGCACCACCAUGGAGAAAUGCUACCAAGAGAGCUGGCUAUUGCCACACUUUCCUGUAACCACACAAUGCCAGUUCAGUCACCUGUAGCACAGUCUUUGCAAAGUUAUGCUACCUCCCCAUUCCAGCAACAUUACUCCCUUUUUCAGAGACCUUCUCUCAGCUUCUCACUCUCUUCCUCACAGAAUUUUCUCUUACACACUGAUCCUCUACCAUGUACUGUCUCACUCUGCUCCCUGCUGAUUUUCCUCCACUCCUGUGCACAGUACUCUUUCACUGCCACAGUCUCAGCACUGUUUUAUUUAUUGGGCCAGAGGUUGGGAGGGAAAAGAAGAAAAAAGCCAUUCUCACCUGUUUCUUUGUCCUCCUCCCCAGUACAAGGAUUAUCUCUCUACUCAGGAGAAGACAGCAAGUACCUUCCACACAGUCUGCCUCAUGAGGAAGUGCUUUUGGGCAUGGUUUGAUCAUAUCAUGGAGGAAAAAAGGGCCUUAUGGAAGAGGUUGAAGAUUGCUACUGAACACAGUAACAAGAGACUUAAACUGAACGCAUUGAAGGCAUGGAGGCAGUACCCUUUACUGAUGAAAAAGGAAAGGGAAAGAGAGGAAAGAAGAAACCAGCUACGCAGGAGAGUAGCUGAAAUUCUCCCCAACUUCCAAACAUGACAGAAGAGAGUCAGAUGAGAUGGGAAGAAGACAAGACCAGUUCUGUUCAGUGCUAUUUCCUGUUGACUGAAACAAGUCCAGGGGGAAGGCUUACCAAAUGCAGAAGGUCUUAAGCCAAAGGGAGCCCCCUGUGGCCACUGGUGUUGUGAACAUCGUAGAUGUUUAGAUGGAAGCUUAUCUGACAGUUUCACAUUGCACUUCAUGGAGUCAUUCCCCUCAAGCCUCUGUAGAGGUGUCUUGGCUGUUGGCCAUGAAGCCCAGAUAACUAAAGCCUAGCAAAGGGUCUGUUUGAGGCCGAGGCCAUUUCCACAUGCAGAGCUGCAGCAAUGACAAGAAUCCUCCUCCAUCCAAUGAAGCACAGAACUGAAGUGCACCUCUUUUUGCCUAAGCAGUAACCUGAUGCUUUUUCAUUGGCAGUACUCUGCAGGGUGACAGCUUAUCCAGAGAGCAGACCGACUUGACUGUCAGCUGAUACCUUACCACUGCUGUGAACUUGGCCAUCCAGAGCACAGUUUCUAGCUAACUGUGCCAGGAAAGUUUAGAUGGGAGGAGGAAGGGGAAGAGUGGUUUAUGCAAACCACAUUUGCUAAUGAUCCAGAUCACAGCAUUGUAUAUGGAAAGUAAAACCUGGUUUCUUUUGCAAGGGGUUGCCUUGUUUGUUAGCACUGGCCAGUUCACAAGCACAGUGCUUUGAUUUUGGUACCAAGCAGUAAUCCCAAGUUUAUGAGUCUCAAUUAUCAUUUAAAUACUGCUGUUUAAUAAAUAAUGUUUAAUAAAUAAAUAAUUAAACAAGUUUUUUAAUAUUUCAGGUUGUAUUGUGCAAGCCUGUCUGGGCUGUUUCACUUGAUCCAGUCUUCAAAGAAAAAAAGACAAAACUCCAAGAAAGAGGCAGAUUGUAGCUUUUACAGAAGCUAAAGCUACUGUGAUUAAAACGAAAGUUUCAUACUACUGUUUAACCUUAACCUGCAGCAUGCAGGAGGCAGGGUAAUGCUGAUGAGGUACACUAUGUCUUAGCAACAACAUAAGGCAGGAAGCUGGAAUCCCUUCCUCUCACAGCCAGAUAGGCAAAGCUCUCCAAAAGCAUUUGGCAGUAUAGGAAGUACUUGAGUAACACCAGAAAGACAACAGUUUACUGUUACCUUGCAACAGAUCAUUAGAAAAACCCAUAUAUGCAUUGAAAGUUUCCAAUAAAUCCAAAUCUGAAACAACUGA
This is a messenger RNA of Catharus ustulatus (Swainson's thrush), 4286 nucleotides long. It is a transcript of the gene CCDC191, whose product is annotated as coiled-coil domain containing 191. Gene Ontology annotation, molecular function: phosphatase binding. The transcript is spliced from 15 exons. The coding region runs from base 38 to 2875 and encodes 945 amino acids. Lineage: Eukaryota; Metazoa; Chordata; Aves; Passeriformes; Turdidae. The record is from RefSeq and is a predicted model, not a curated record.